CAACAAUAAUAAGAACGGACGCAUCAGCGGUACUUCUCUCCCAGCCCGCCAUGGCCCCCAGCGUACCGCCGCCACAGCGCCACCAUUCGGGCGACGCGCACCCCCUCGCCACCCCGACCCGCCACUCCGCACACCGCCCGCAUGCAGCCACAAUCUCCACGUCCCGCCCCGCAAACGCCCUCCUAGACACACCCCGCUCCUCCCGGCCCCCCCUGAAUCGCAAGCCAUCAGCCACAGCCAAGCCAUGGGACCAUCUCGAAUCCCUAGCAAAGGACGAACUCUCCAUAGUCGACACCAGGUUCGACCUCAUGUCCGACGACGAACUGUAUGAAUACCUGCAACAUGUACCGGUUGCUCCUGAAGAUCCAACGCCUCACGUAGAACUCUCGGCUCCUGUUUUCCCUGCGAAUGAACGGACAAGUUCACCUGCAGGUCCAUUAUACACGGCCCAACUACCUCCGUCAGGCGAUAAAUCUCCUCUCUUUCCACCUUCGCCACCUUCACUGCAGAAUAAUGCACAGAUCACCGACCAUCCGCUGCGAGUGCUUAGCAGAGCAGUUAGAGAGUUGAGAGAGGUUAUUGAGAGGUUGGAAGACGAGAAUGCGAGGUUACGUAUGAAUCAGGUAGAGAGAAAGCCUGCAUCUGGCAGAGCGACAGAUCAAAUAUCAAUUCACGAUGAUUUAAAUGAGGCUAUAUCCACGUCUCUCACAUCUACACCAUCCUUGCGUGAGAUACCCUCAAGGACAUCGGCACUGAACAUUCCGCAAUCUGAACUACCUUCUUUAUCGCCAACAACCUCCCGUUUCCCCGCAGGAUUCUCUCCAUCUUCCUCCAAUUCAAUACCUUUUACGUCAACUCCAGUUGAUCUGCCUCAACCUGAUGCUGACGCAGCAAGUAUAAAUGAAAAUCAUGAUAGGAAAUCUUCCCGGCAAUCUUGGACAUCUGGUCUCUGGGUUUGGGGUAAUAAGAAAAACUCUGUGACGAAAAGGAGCAGUAUGGGGUCUGUAGCGUCUGUCAAUCAGCCUGUACCUCCCAGUCCCAACGCUAUACCUAGAUCAACACCAGAGCAUGAAGACGAAGAUGAGGCUUGGAGGAAAGGUGACGGUGGAAGCAGUCCUUCAUACAGAGCAAUCUUCCUCGCAACACGCAUACUUACUCCGGACCCUUCUUCCAUCCUUGUACCGACAGAAACGCCGCCAAAACCUCUUAUUGCCCAACUUGCACAUUCCCUAGUCAGCAACGCGCGAGAUGAAGGAAUUGUAGCCAAGGAAGCUGUGAAUCGCCGCCGAUCAAGGGACCUUUCACGAAGUCGGGCCAUCUCUCUUGGAGGCCAAGAACGUUCUCAAACCGAUGAGGCUAGGAAUAAGGAUAGUAAAGGCUACGGUGAUUCUGCUUUGACCGCUACGGCUUUACUGGGAAGAUCAUUGCUGUCAUCCGUGACUGGUGCUACCAUAAGAGGUUCCAGGAGCGGCGCAAGUGUCGUUAACGAAGAGACCCGACCUUCUGUUUUGAGUAGAGGGUCGUCAGGGCAUGGGUUUCCUGUGGCAGCAGCCCCGUCCUCACCAGCGAUAAGUCACUCUGCAGCAGUGGGAAGCCCUCUUUCCGAGGCAGCUCCGCUACCUUCUGUAGAGCUUUCUUCGAUAGUACCAGACGAGAGUAGGCCGCCGACAGUUUUGCUAUCUCGCGAAAACCUUGGGUCGUUCUUCCAGUCAAAUAGAGUCAAUAGAGCCAAGAUGGUGACCGCCAGUCGAUUCGAGUCGGAUAAGCCACCACUGACUGAUCGAUAUGGCUUUAUUUAUGACAUUCAACAUGCUAAAAUGCUUAAAGAUGCGUCAGUGGCGGGAACCCCUGCUCCGAUGUCUUUGAACGGCACAUUGUUCAAAAAUGACGACCCAGAAGAGGAAGGGUGGAUUGCAAAGCAUCGUCGAGGAUCUCACGGAAGUCAAAAGUCGGAUUCCAAAAGCAUUAAAAAUACUGGCGAUGUGAGAGAAAAUAGUCAGCUAGCAUCUCCACGCCCUUCAAUCGAUUCAACGUCAUCAAGUACACAAGCCCCGUCUCGAUCAAGCGACACGCCCGAAAGUGUUGCUUCUCCGAAAACACGUUCAAGGUCAUCUUCUCACGCAGAUCAGCAUAGACAUCGGUCUAGUACCCUCCUCAGCCUCAAUCCGUCACCUGCUCGACCAGUUACAGGCAAGGACCACUUGACAGUUUCCGCUCGCGGUUCAUCUAGUCUUCAUUCGGGCGUCUCACCUUCCAUUACUUCAACCACAGCGCCUCAACCCAUCUCUGCCAGCUUAUCCAAACCCAUCCCACCAAUCGAAACAUCCACUAAUGUCAGUCGCGUGACCAUCUCCAGCCUACUCGACCAACUGACCGAUCUCCAUGACCGACAACAAAAAGAGCGUGUAGCGGAGUGGGAUGUGUUCAUCAAGAAAAGAGCAAAGAGUAGAGCGGCGGAUAAAGGUCAUGGUUGGACAGCUGGACUGAUAGGUGUGAGUCAGAUGGGGUUGAGCGGGAAGGGACAGGAAGAUUGGAAGACGUUUUCGAGGUUGACGAGAAGAGGUAUACCCUUGAAAUACAGAGGGGACAUUUGGGCAGAAUGCUCUGGCGCCAAAGAUCUCAUGGUACCCGGGGAGUACGCCGAAAUUCUCAUCGUACAUAAAGACGAUAUAAGCCCAGUUAUGGCUGACAUUGAGAAAGAUGUCUCAAGGACGUUUCCUGGGAACGUGUUCUUUGGCGGUGAUGGUCCAGGGGUGGAAAAACUGAGGAGAGUUCUUGUGGCUUAUUCAUGGUACAACCCUGGUGUCGGAUAUUGUCAAGGGAUGAAUAUGGUCGCCGCCACCCUGUUGCUAACACACAGCGAUGAAGAACAAGCCUUCUGGAUCCUGAUCUGCAUCAUCGAUCGCCUUCUUCCCCCAAACUACUUUUCCCCAUCCCUCGUUGGUUCUCGUGCCGACCAGCUCGUUCUUUCCCAAAUUGUUGCGCAGAUAUUACCCAAGCUUCACGCUCAUUUCGUGGCGCUUGGUGUUGAUCUGGCUAGCAUCACGUUCGGCUGGUUCCUCAGUCUUUUUACGGACUGUCUUCCCGUCGAGACUCUAUUCCGAGUUUGGGACUUGUUCUUUGUCGAAGGGCAUGAUAGCAUCUUCCGUGUCGCCGUUGCUAUACUCAAAAUUAACGAGAUCGAGAUCUGCAACUGUAAAACUGUUGGAGAUCUUUUCACUUUCAUCUCCGCAAUGACUUCUAGACUUUGGGCGGCGGAUAAGCUAGUCUCAUUACAACAUAAUUUCAAACCAAUCAUUAGACACACGGACAUUACAGCAAAAUGUGAAAAGGCGAGCGAAUUGCUCGAGAAGGAAGCAGAGGGCGCGUAAAUGCUUUAUUCAUGUUCUAUCUCUUAUCCUUCUCACCUUUGUUGUUUGUGACAUAUGACUCGCAUUAUAGCUAAGCAUCAUUUGUUGUUAAUAUCAUACAUUCAAUCAUGAAAUAAGAUU
This is a messenger RNA of Cryptococcus deneoformans JEC21, 3491 nucleotides long. RefSeq lists its product as hypothetical. The coding region runs from base 51 to 3371 and encodes 1106 amino acids. Lineage: Eukaryota; Fungi; Basidiomycota; Tremellomycetes; Tremellales; Cryptococcaceae. The record is from RefSeq and is a predicted model, not a curated record. The transcript is spliced from 12 exons.